AUGCCACCUCAUCAACCUGCUAUUACUCCAGAAAUACAAGAAACCUCAGAACCUGCUACCACUUCUAUUACUUCAGACAUACAACAAACCUCAGAACCUGCUACUACUUCAUUACCUUCUACCUUAAGGAGAGCGCCGGCGGCAUCGAUUCACGCACAACACGGAGCCGUUGCCGGACCGCCGUCGCCGUCGCGUCGCGUAGCCGCCGUGACACAACUCCUCGUCUUCUUCCGCCGCCGUACUGCACAGCCACCGUCCACCUGCUCGCCGCCUCUUAUGUCAGCCAUCUCGACGCCUCAUCUCCGUCAGCAAGCACGUAUCUUCGUCUUCGUCAGUCACCGAAUCGGACGGCUGAAAAGAGGGCGUGCGACGGCGGUGGGAGAAAUUAGUGGCGGAGGCGGGUCUGUGGGCGGACGGAAAAUUGGAGGAGAUGGCGGACGGACAACCAACAGGCUGUUACGGGAUGUGGUCCUGACGGUUCAGCGACGGCGGAGGCGGCAAUUUUUUACGAAGGCGGGGCUGUGGGCGGAGGAGUUGCCGUGGCAGGUUGCAGAUGGGCGGAGAUGUUGGUUUGUGGUGAUCGAGCUCUCGUUGGGGAGCAACAUGAGUCGCGAGACUAGCAGCGGCGUGACCAGAGACGAUCUGCGAGCAACACCGACGCGCUGUGGGAACUCGAUCUAUCGUGCACCGGAAGUGGAGGGUCGAGCUGGCGGAGUUUGUCUAAGGCGGCUUGACGAGAUGAACGACUUCCUGGCUUUCGAGCGGCAGUGAAAGGAAUAUGACCCCUGUCUACCGAAAUCCCGAAAUGAGCUCAGAAAGGAAUAUGACCCCUGUUGGGAUGAGCUCAGGAAGGAAUAUGAGGAAGGAAUACGACCUCUGUCUCCCGAAAUGAACUCAGGAAGAAAUACGAGGAAGGAAUAUAACCCAUGUUGGAAUGAGCUCAGGAAGGAAUAUGACCCCUGUCUCCCGAAAUGA
Molecule: messenger RNA, 975 nt
Organism: Striga asiatica
Lineage: Eukaryota; Viridiplantae; Streptophyta; Magnoliopsida; Lamiales; Orobanchaceae
Source: the annotation of a GenBank genome assembly